Acomys russatus (golden spiny mouse) is the source of this 1870-nucleotide messenger RNA. It is a transcript of the gene Nsun3, whose product is annotated as NOP2/Sun RNA methyltransferase 3. Gene Ontology annotation, biological process: rRNA methylation. Bases 361 to 1083 code for a protein of 240 amino acids. NCBI's taxonomy places the organism in Eukaryota, Metazoa, Chordata, Mammalia, Rodentia, Muridae. The transcript is spliced from 6 exons. The record is from RefSeq and is a predicted model, not a curated record. Gene Ontology annotation, molecular function: methyltransferase activity. Gene Ontology annotation, cellular component: mitochondrial large ribosomal subunit.
UAGCUCCACACACCCAUGUACCUAUGUAAUGGCAGCACUGAUUGAACCGAGUGGAUUUUUAAGAAGGAAUUGAAGUCGGUUGGGGAACUUACAGGGGAAGUCUGGGAGGAGUUGGAAUAGUGUGAGAGGCCUUGCUUAUUAUCAAAAUACGUUGUAUCCAUGUAUGAGAUUCUCAACGAAUAAAUGUCAUGUUAGUAUCAGAUUUCAAUAAACUUGUGAUAUUACAGUGUGUCGUCAGCAACUCUUUCUUAUUAUCAUAGCUGAAAGCAAAAUCAGAGGGGAAGCUUGCAAAACAGAUAUGCAGAGUUGUGUUGGAUCACUUUGACAAACAGUAUUCCAAAGAGCUUGGGGAUUCCUGGAAUGCAGGAUGUUCUAAUAUCUCCCCCACUGUGGCAAUAUGCUGUCCUCUUCAACAGAUUCAAUUAUCCCUUUGAACUGGAAAAGGACUUACAGUUGAGGGGCUAUCACACCCUUCAAGGGUCUUUCCCGUAUUAUCCUAAAUCCAUGAAGUGUUACCUCAGCCAAACUCCAGACCGAGUGCCUGCAGAACGGCAUCAGACUGGACACUUGAAGAAGUUCUACCUCCUCAACGCUGCUUCUCUUCUGCCAGUCCUGGCUCUGGAACUGAGUGACGGUGAGAACGUGCUGGACUUGUGUGCUGCUCCUGGAGGGAAAUCAGUAGCUCUGCUGCAGUGUGCUCAUCCAGGUUAUCUUCUUUGUAAUGAAUAUGAUAGCCUGAGAGUGAGAUGGCUGAGACAGACGUUGGAAUCUUUCAUCCCACAGCCUUUGAUAAAUGUAAUUAAAGUGUCUGAAUUGGAUGGCAGAGAUAUAGGAGAUGCCCAGCCUGAAACAUUUGACAAGGUGCUAGUUGAUGCUCCGUGCUCAAAUGAUCGGAGCUGGCUGCUGUCCUCAGACUCACAGAAAGCUGCCUGGAGGAUCCAUCAGAGGAGCAGCCUGCCUGUCCUACAGGGAGACCUCCUAAGGUCUGGAAUUCAAGCCCUACGUCCUGGAGGGAUACUCGUAUACUCGACAUGCACGCUUUCCAAGGCUGAAAAUCAAGAUGUGAUAACUUACUGUCCUUAGAAGAAGAAGAUUGAGAAAAGCAAGUCUGCUCCCUGGAUGGUUUGCUGGACAAAGCAUAAAGACUGUGAGAACCAUGACUGUCAUUGUUAACUUUUCCCCCUGUGAUAUUGACCAUCAUAACCUCAUUUGAGGCUUUAAAUGGAUUCAGAAUAGGAAGCCCUUUCCUUUGGCAGAGAAGAAAAGCUUCUCCUAAUAUGCAGAACACAUAUGCCCUCCCAUUGUGUGAAAUUGCUCUGACAAGGCUCUAUUGGAAGCUUGCUGUGCCACAAUAGAGUGAACCGCAUGCCCAAUCUACCUAGACCAGACUGAACUGAGAGGCGCUGGAUGGAAAGAGUCCUCAAGAGAUUUGGCUAAACUCAGCCAGAAAAUCACACCUGUUUGAAAUACUCAUAAUCACGACUGGAGUUGCUUUCUCUUAAUUAACUCAGAACCACCUGAAAGGUGCCGAUUAAACAAUCUGGCUGAGGAGCAAGUGCUUUGAUGCUCACUGGGUAGAAAGUCAGGCUCAUUUUUUUUCUUAGAUAUUAAAUAAAAUGGAUCUCAAGGGAUUUAACCACAUAGGAACAGAAAAUUGCCCCCUCCAGCAGCUUGAAGUGGGAAGACAACAGUCAGAAAUCUCACUGCUAGUUGAUGCUGGAUCAUUGUCUGUAGAUGGAUGUUCACCAUGUUGUAGCUCACAAAUCAUUCUUCACUUCUCCAUUGAGAAAUACAAGAAGGCUCCAGUCUUCACAGCAAGCAACCCAGAGGGAUGGAGAACCCUCCCCAUCUCAAGAUGGGGGAAGAUUAA